Rhincodon typus (whale shark) is the source of this 864-nucleotide messenger RNA. Its product is annotated as transitional endoplasmic reticulum ATPase-like. Bases 156 to 419 code for a protein of 87 amino acids. The record is from RefSeq and is a predicted model, not a curated record. NCBI's taxonomy places the organism in Eukaryota, Metazoa, Chordata, Chondrichthyes, Orectolobiformes, Rhincodontidae. The transcript has 3 exons.
AGGAAGUUGACUUGGAAUAUUUGGCCAAGACCACCAAUGGGUUUUCUGGAGCUGAUUUGACUGAAAUCUGUCAGCGAGCCUGUAAACUUGCAAUCAGAGAAUCUAUUGAAAGCGAAAUCAGACGAGAACGUGAAAGACAAGGCAACCCUUCGGCUAUGGAGGUUGAAGAAGAUGAUCCUGUUCCUGAGAUACGCAAGGACCAUUUUGAGGAAGCUAUGCGCUAUGCACGCCGCUCCGUCAGUGAUAAUGAUAUUCGAAAGUAUGAAAUGUUUGCACAAACACUGCAGCAGAGUCGUGGAUUUGGCAGUUUCAGAUUCCCAUCUAGUAGUCAAGCAGGUGCAGGACCAAGCCAAGGAACUGGAGGAGGCAGUGGUGGAAACAUGUUCAGUGAAGACAAUGAUGAUGAUCUGUAUGGUUAAACAUACAUUGUGGACCAAAUUUUACCAGGCCAAGUUGUACAAUUUCCAUUUCUUGGACUGUUGCUUUUCCCUUCCCUCCCCUCCCCUCCCCACCCCACCCCACCCCUUCAGUCCAGUCAGAGAAGCAUGUGCAGCUUUCAAUAAUCUGGUUCCAGGGGUUUCUUCUAAUGAACCUAUUCUUGAUGUUGGAUGUGAAGUUAACUGUUAAAUCACUGCAGAGUAGUCAAUGACUACCUUCUGGGAAACUUCUGUUCAAAUUGAUGAAGCAGAUUCAGCAGCUUUUGCAGUGAGUAUAACUGUAGCCUGAAAAAAAAAAUACAAAAUGCUUAUGGAACUUCAUUUUUUUUAUUUCAGUAGGUGACAUGAUAAAUGUAUAAGUUUGAAAAGAUGUUAAGGAACUUAAUAUGAUCUGAUAAUAAAAUUGAAUUGUUGCACCUCUAAUAAA